AUGGCCAUGCUGCGUGGAGUGGUCCUCUUUUGCUUGACUCGGUCCCUACUUUCCGCGUCGAUUGCGGCUGGGGGCCAUGUCACCUGCGCGCUCUCCGGUGGGCGGGUAAGGUGCUGGGGCCAGGGAAGCAUGGGCCAGCUGGGACAAGGCCAUGCCGGGGACCUGAAGGAUGCGAGCCAGAUCCCUGCCGUGAGCCUCGGCGAGGGCCGCAGCGCGCGGCAGGUGGCGGUCGGGAAGGAGCACGUGUGCGCGCGGCUCAGCGAUGACCGCGUUGCCUGCUGGGGUCAUGGACCGAACGGACAGCUGGGACGGGGGCCUACCCCGAAACAGCUGGGCGUCCAGUCUGAGGACAUGGGGGAUAAUUUGGUCCCAGUGGAUCUGGGCCAGGGAGCCCUGGACGUGGUGGCCGGGGACGUUCAGAGCUGCGCCCGGCUGAUGGAUCGGUCCCUGAAAUGCUGGGGCAAGGGCCUCACGGGCGCCUUGGGUCAGGGCAGCUCGAGCUUUGGAGAGAGCCUUAUUCCGGUGGAUCUGGGGCAGCCCGUGCUCCAGGUGGCGGCAGGUACCUCGCACACUUGCGCGCUGUUGGAGGGCGGCACGCUCAAGUGCUGGGGCGAUGGUGGCUCCGGGCAGUUGGGCCAAGGCAGCCGCGACGAUGUCGACUCGCCGUCCCAGGUGGCCAGCCUCCCGGCCAUCGACCUGGGCUCCGGCGCCCAGGUGCUGGAGGUCGCCGCCGGCCGGGGCUUCACCUGCGCGCGCCUCGCGGGGGGCACGGUCAAGUGCUGGGGACGUGGCAGCAGCGGCCAGCUCGGGUUGGGCUCCACUGCCUACAUCGGCGACGAUGCGGAGGACAUGGGUGAUGCCCUGCCGGCUUUGGACCUGGGACGGUCGGCCUUGAUGUUGGCAGCGGGCGAGGACCAUGCCUGCGCCCAGCUGGACGACCACUCGGUCAAGUGCUGGGGGAAGAACGACUAUGGCCAGCUGGGGCAGGGUCACAUGCAGCCCAUUGGCGACGGGCCUGGGGAAAUGGGGCAGAACCUGCUGCCUGUCGACCUGGGUGCCAAUCGCUCGGCACUGGCGGUGGCAGCGGGCGCUUUUCACAGCUGUGCCAUCCUCGAUGAUCACAGCGUGAAGUGUUGGGGCUGCAAUUCUCAUGGCCAGCUGGGCAACGGGGGCACGGCUUCCCUGGGGGACGAUCCGCACGAGAUGGGUGAGCAGCUGCCCGUGAGCCUCUUCUUCAGCGAGGGCUCCGACUCUGCGACACCUGAGGCAAUGCCGCGGACGAUGCGUUUCCUGCAGCCUGCCGGCAGCUGCUGUGACAACAGCAGCAACGCGACGAAGAGCCCCUGCGAGCUUCUUCAGGCGUAUAUGGAGUCCAUCUUCACAACGACGACCACCACCUCCUUCAACCUCACGUUCUCGACGGCGCGAAUGACGAGCGACGAGAAGCGGGUCGUCACGUUCGCCUCCAUGGGUGUUGUGGCAACGCUGUUGUUCUUCCUCCUCUGCUUCAUCUUCUCGAAGACCCUGAAGCGGCGGCGCGAAAGGCUCGAAAAGCUGGCUGAUGAGGCAGCGAUAAGGGAGAUGGUCAGCGACGACGACGACGAGGACAGCAAGGCCUCCGCGCGGGCCCUUUCAGCGGCCAUGGUGCCAGAGGCAUCUCCCGCGCCUCCCUUGCAGGAGACCCUUCGCCCAGAGCAGCUGAAGGAGGCCCGACCGCCCGCGUUGGAGCCAAGCAAGCUUCCGGCCAGUGACGUCGUACCUCCCAGCACAUGUGGAGUGGCCCAGAAGGGGCCAACAAGCAAAGUGACUGUGAUGACUAGUUCUCCUUCACUGGCCAUCACGCUCAUCUUGAGUGCUGAGCAGAAGGAGCCCCACGUGACCAGGGACGGGCCAUUGAGCAUCCAAGUCGCGCGCACUGCUGUGACUCGCUCUGACGCCAUGGACAGCUGGCAGUUCCCCAUGGGGGCUUGCGCAGCCCCGGCUUUGCUGCUCUGGUUCUGGCAUCUUACGCAGGCACCGGAAAACACCACGCCGACAGAGCAUUGCCCAUGGCACAUCAUCUCCGCUGCGGAUGUGAAGACGUGGAUCGGGUACCUGACCCGCACCACGGAAGCUUGGUGGAAGGGAGAUGCAGAGCCGAGUCCUAUGGCCAUGCGAGUCGAAGAGGAGCUUUGCCGCGUGCGCCUGCGGAUGUUCAUGACCUUCUUUCGGCUGACCGUGCCCAUGAUGCUGGUCAUGGCCUUGGUGUCCGCAGUGGAAUUCCUGCGGGAGCCCAGCUUCUGCUGUGGGAGCUGGUGCUUUAUCCUGUCCCUGGUGGCUGCGUUCGAUCGUAUUGUGGCUGACAGGCAGCUGCCCUGCACGCUUCAGUUUCUGCACAACAUGCGGUUCUUCUUCGUCAUCGCAAAUCUGGCGGCCACCUUCAGUAACGGCUGGGCAAGCAAGGACGACUUCUUGGGCCGAAUUGGCAUCGUCAUCGGAGCGCAGACUUUGCACGGAAUCCUCUUCCCAGCAGACGGAAUGACAGUUGUGAAUUCGGUUCUUCACACGGUUCUCUACAUCUGGGCCACUGCACAGGUUCAUGGCCAAAGCUCACUGAACCUAUGGUUGUUUACGUUCCACAUGGCUUUCCAAAUCCUGGUGUGCAAUGUCUUUCCCUUCGUGCUGGAGUUUACCUUGCGGGACUGCGUCACAGCGUCCUUCCAGUCGAAGGACUCGGACUCACUAAUUUCCGGGUUUCGCCAGAUGCUGAAAGGCAUCUGCGACGGGGAGUUGCUGGUGGAUGGCAAGUUCCGCAUCUGCGGCGGCGCGCCGUGCCUUCAGCGGCUGCUGGCAAGCCAAGAGGAGUUUGCCGGGCGCUGCCUGCGGGAUCUCAUCGACGGCGACGAGGCGCGAGAGAAGAUCGAUGGGUUCCUCGUGCCUGCCGUGCAAGGGGAUGACGCGGAGGACCUUCGGCCGAACGAAGGUGCCCCGCGCUGCCUGCGCGUGCCGCUGAAGGCUCCUUCCGGCCAGGUUGUCCCAGUCGACGUCUUCCACGUGCCACUUCCCCGCAGCCUCUACGGGGAGAGCACCAACUACCACCUGCUGGCGCUCACCGAGGACGUCGACGCCCGAACCCAGCCAAAGGCCGACGCGAUGUCUCAGAGUGCAUUGCCAAGCAGCCUGCUGGCGUCCCGACGCCCGCCGGCGGCCUCUGUAGCCAGCAGCGCCGACACGCAGCUGGAAGGCUGCGACGAGCUGAUGGAGAUGACGCUGCUGCUGAACGCCAGCACGGAGCUCAUGGACAUCGAGGAGGCCCACCUCCGAUUCGUGCGCCACACCGAGGAGCCCAAGGUCCGGCUGGGCAUGCCCACCCUGAAGCGCUUCGCGCGGCCGCUGGACUGGGCCGGCAUCGACGCCACGCUGCGCCGCUACGCGCGCGAGGUGCGGAAGGCCUCGGCGAACGGCCAGGAGGUGGUGGAGAGGCAGGCGCUGCCGCAUCCGUUGGUGCUGCGGCUGCCCGGGGAGACGAGGAAGUACCUCCUCUCAAGGUCCUCGACCGUCAGCUCCCCUUUCAAGCGCAAGGAGUUGCACGAGCCCGUGUACCUCUACUUGCACAUGACGGACUUCCAGGGACCACCCCGGCCGACGCCCAGGGGUCUGGCGGGGCUCAACGAGGCCUUCGAGGAGCGCGCCGCAGAUCUGCAGCCACCCCCUGGCGGCCUCUGCGAGGAUCCUGGAGGAAGGCAGCAUCGACCUGCCGCCGAUGGUGAGCCAGCAGUUUCACACCGACGUCGCGGUGAGAACAGGGGUGCACUCGUUAUUCCGUGGUACCCGGUUUACUAG
Messenger RNA from Symbiodinium natans, 3822 nucleotides. The record is from the annotation of a GenBank genome assembly. Lineage: Eukaryota; Dinophyceae; Suessiales; Symbiodiniaceae.